AUGUAUGCAACAGUUGGUACACAGGCAGGCAUCACUACCACCCAGUCACCCAGCACCAGCAUCAACACCAGCAGCAGCCCACUCAUCCAGCACCAGCAGCAGUCCAGUCAUCCAACACCCAGCAGUCGCAGUCAUCCAGCACCAGCAGACCAGUCAUCCAACACCAGCAACCAGUCCCAGUCAUCCAGCACCAGCAACCAGUCACGCAGUCAUCCCAACACCAGCAACCAGUCGCAGUCUCAUCCAACACCAGCAGCCAGUCAUCCAACACCAGCAACCAGUCACCCAGUCAUCCAACACCACCAGCAACCGGUCAUCCAGCACCCAGCAGUCAUCCAGCACCAGCAACCAGUCAUCCAACACAGCAACCAGUCAUCAACCCAGCAACCAGUCACCCAGUCAUCAACACCAGCAACCAGUCAUCAACACAGCAACCAGUCAACCCGGUCAUCCCAGCACCAGCAAGCAGUCACCCAGUCAUCAACACCAGCAACAGACGCAGUCAUCAACACCAGCCAGCAACAGUCGCAUUAUUCCAACACCAGCAAACCAGUCAACCCAGUCAUCCAGCACCAGCAACCAGCCGCAGUCAUCCAGCACCAGCAACCAGCCGCAGUCAUCCAACACCAGCAACAACCACCCAGUCAUCAACAGCCAGUCAUCCAACACCGGCAACAGUCACCCACCCAGUCAUCCAACAACCAGUCAUCCAACUCUAGCAGCCAGUCAUCCAACACCAGAAACCAGUCACCCAGUCAUCAACAACCAGUCAUCCCAACUCCACUCUCAGCAAAACUGAAAAAAAUGCAUAUUUCCCAACAGCUGUGCCAACAGCCAAUUCUCGACGCUCACAAAUCUGUCAUCUCUUGUGACAGCUGCGACGAGAUUUUAUGGUUAAGCAAUUUGGAAUUGCUGAAGUUCUGUGUAGAGACG
Messenger RNA from Homarus americanus (American lobster), 933 nucleotides. Its product is annotated as putative protein TPRXL. The record is from RefSeq and is a predicted model, not a curated record. Lineage: Eukaryota; Metazoa; Arthropoda; Malacostraca; Decapoda; Nephropidae.